AACUCUACAGUAUUUACUAUAAAUAUACUAUAUUUUCACGUGGAGCAGCUAGUGUGGAAGGUUGUGUUUGAUAUUAACCCAUAAUCUGUGAUUGUGUAGCACACGUCCAAGUGAGUUUAUUUGUAAUAGACAAAUGUGGCUAUUGUGUAUCAAAGUUUGAGAGCCCUAUAGUACAAACAUUGAGUUACUGAUGCUCAAACAAAGUGUUACCAAUAAUUGGCAAGAUUUUCAUAAUAAUAUCUACUAAUAAUUUGUUCCUCUAUUCACUUGUUGUGUCUCCCAGAGGACAUGUAUGAAAUCGAUGCUUCAUAACAAAAAGUCACAUUUUGAUUUACCCCGAUUUAUGACAAACUAUUUGAAAAUUAUUUAAAUGAUAAAAUGAUGCUGGUUUCUCAAACAUCAGUAAACAUUAGAACAACAUCAUCACAGGUGUACCGUGUUUAUAUAAUGUUUCAGAGCGCUGCUUUCACUGUUAAACAUUACAAGUCUUCAGAUGAAAACAGCAGAAGAUGAAGCAGAAUCUCUUUAACACAGAUUGAAUCACGUGACAAACAGGAGCACAGGUGAGUCUCAAACUGAAAGUGUUUCAGAGACUUCUGGAUUCUGUUCCUGCAGGACAAGACCGUCUGUACUGCUGAAGUCAUGCUGAGCAUCUGAUGGUCUUCAGCGACACAGAGACACCAGAGCUGAGCUGUUUUCAGUGUCAGUUUAUCUGCAGUAAUGUCAGAGGAGCGAGGAAAGGACUCUCUCUCUAAGAUGAGUCUCUCAGAGAAACAGAGUAAAAGAUCAGACUCAGGUGUGUUCAGCUCUGUGUCUCUGAAGAGUGACCGGUCAAAAGGUGAAGGACCAUAUUUCAGUGAGAGAAAACCAUCAACUAACAAAAGUCUUCAAUGUGAGACAUUAGACUCAGAGGUUCAGACUCACAGGAUACAUAAGAAUUUCAAUGACAAACUCCUAAAGAUCUUCCAGGAUCUUGAGAGCAAAAUAAUAACGUUUCUGAAGAAUGAAUUAGAAAAGUUUAAGAAAAUAUUAAAAAAUCAGAACACACAAAACUUUGUGAAGGACUUUAAUGAGAACAGAUGCAGUACCAAAGCAGCAGCUCUUGAUCUCACACUACAUUACCUGAGAGAGAUGAAGCAAGAUGAAACUGCUGAUGCUCUAGAAGAUGAGCUGUUCUUCGUUCAUCAGCUCAAAUGUGGCCUAAAGAAGAAGUAUCAAUGUGUGUUUGAAGGAAUUGCGAAGCAAGGUGACUCCACACUUCUGAAUAACAUCUACACAGAUCUCUAUAUCACUCAGGGCGGCAGUGAACAGGUCAAUACUGAACAUGAGGUCAGACAGAUUGAAGUUGCUUCCAGGUGUCAUGAAUCUCAAGAGAUACAGGUUAAAUGCACACAAUUGUUUGAAGCUCCAGAACAACAUGAGGAGAUCCGAACUGUACUGACAAAAGGAGUCGCUGGCAUUGGAAAAUCAGUCUCUGUGCAAAAAUUUGUUCUGGACUGGGCUGAAGGAAAAGAAAAUCAAGAUAUCAGUUUCAUAUUUCCUCUUCCAUUCAGAGAGAUGAACUUAAAGGAGGAAGAAAAACUAAGUUUGAUGGACCUUAUAACUCAGUUUUUCCCAGAGACAAAAGGACUGAACCUUACAAGAAGAAAUCAAUUCAAAGUCCUGUUCAUCCUUGAUGGAUUGGAUGAAUGUCGCCUUCCUCUGAAGUUUGAUGGUAAUGAGACGUGGCGUGAUGUAUCGUCACCAGCCUCUCUGGAUGUUCUCCUAACGAACCUCAUGAAGGGAAAUCUGCUUCCUUCUGCUCUCAUCUGGAUCACCACCAGACCAGCAGCUGCCAGUAAGAUUCCUCCUGACUGUAUCGACCGGCUGACAGAGAUACGAGGAUUCAGUGAUGCACAAAAGGAAGAGUACUUCAAGAAAAGAUUCACGGAUCAGAAUCAGGCCAACACAAUCAUUGAUCAUGUUAAAAAAUCAAAGAGUCUCUUUAUCAUGUGCCACAUCCCAGUCUUCUGCUGGAUUUCAGCCACUGUUCUCCAGAACAUUCUGGAGGAGAAAAGAAAUAAUGAUGUGAAAAACAAUCAGGCUGAUGAGAUCUCUAAAACACAGCAGGAAUCAAACACUGAAGACACUCCCAAGACUCUGACACAAAUGUACACACACUUUCUCCGCUUUCAGAUCCAGCAGAGCAAACGGAAGUAUGAUGGAGAAUACACAGCAGAUGUUUCCUGGGAUAAAGACACCAUCCUUUCACUGGGGAAACUGGCAUUUCAUCAGCUGGAAAGAAACAACGUGAUCUUCUAUGACACAGACCUGGAAGCCUGUGGUAUUGAUGUCUAUAAGGCAUCAGUGUACUCAGGCAUGUGUACCCAGAUCUUUAAGGAGGAAACAGGGAUCACUCUUGGUACCAUGUACUGCUUUGUUCACUUGAGCAUUCAAGAGUUUAUUGCAGCCCUUUAUGCACAUCUGUUUCUAGACAUCAACAAGACAAGUGUGUUUGAUCAUGAGUCUACAGAACAGAAAAACAAAAAUGAAACCAUGAUUGAUUUUCUCAAGACUGCAGUGGACAAGGCGCUCGAGAGUGACAAUGGACACCUGGACCUUUUCCUUCGCUUCCUCCUCGGUCUGUCGCUCCAGUCCAAUCGACGACUCUUACGGGGUCUGUUAACACAGCAAGAUGACAAUGACCAGAGCAACAAGGAAAUAGUUCAGUACAUCAAGCAGAAACUAGAAGAUAAUCUGCCUGCAGAGAGAUCCAUCAAUCUGUUCUACUGUCUGAAUGAACUGAACGACCAAACUCUGGUGAAGGAGAUUCAGACCCACCUUAGCAGAGGAAGUCUCUCAUCUGGUGACCUUUCACCUGCCCAGUGGUCUGCUUUGGUCUUUGUGUUGUUGACAUCAGAGGAAGAGCUGGAGGAGUUUGAUCUUCAGAAAUUCAAGAAAUCAGACGAGUGUCUCAUUAGAUUAUUGGCAGUCAUCAAAACCUCCAGAAGAGCUCUGUUAAAUAAUUGUAACUUGACAGACAAAAGCUGUUCAGCUCUGGCUACAGUUCUUGGAUCAGAUACUAAUCUGAAAGAGCUGAACAUGAAUAAUAAUAAACUGCAGGAUUCAGGAGUGAAGCAGCUCUGCGAUGGACUGAAGAAUAUAAAGUGUAAAUUGGAGAUAUUGAGGUUAAGAUACUGUUGUAUGACAGAUGGAGGUUGUUCUGCUCUGACUUCAGCUCUGAAAUCAAACCCAUCACACCUGAGAGAGCUGAACCUGAGCAGGAAUAAACUAGGAGACUCUGGAGUGAAAAACCUCAGUGAUCUACUGAAGAACCCACAAUUCAAGCUGGAGAAACUAGAUCUGAUUGGAUGCUGGAUUACUGAGAAACAGUGUGUCAUCCUGACUUCAGCUCUGAAAUCAAACCCAUCACACCUGAGAGAGCUGAACCUGAGUGGGAAUAUAAUAAUAAACAGAGCAGUGAAGCACUUACGUGACGUACUGAAGGAUUCACACUGUAAACUGGAGAGAUUGAGGUUAAGUGACUGUGAUAUAACAGAUAAAGGUUGUUCUGCUCUGACUUCAGCUCUGAAAUCAAACCCAUCACACCUGAGAGAGCUGAACCUGAGUGUGAAUGAACUAGGAUACUCUGGAGUCAAAAACCUCAGUGAUCUACUGAUGAACCCACAAUUCAAGCUGGAGAAACUAGAUCUGAGUUACUGCAGAAUUACAGAGAAACAGUGUCUCAUCCUGACUUCAGCUCUGAAAUCAAACCCAUCACACCUGAGAGAGCUGAACCUGAGUGUGAAUAAACUAGGAGACUCUGGAGUGAAAAACCUCAGUGAUCUACUGAUGAACCCACAAUUCAAGCUGGAGAAACUAGAUCUGAGUUACUGCAGUAUUACAGAGAAACAGAGUCUCAUCCUGACUUCAGCUCUGAAAUCAAACCCAUCACACCUGAGAGAGCUGAACCUGAGUGAGAAUAAUCUAGGAGACUCAGGAGUGAAAAACCUCAGUGAUCUACUGAUGAACCCACAAUCCAAGCUGGAGAAACUAGAGUUAAGCUGGUGUUAUAUGACAGAAGAAGGUUGUUCUGCUCUGACUUCAGCUCUGAAAUCAAACCCAUCACACCUGAGAGAGCUGAACCUUAGCUAUAAUGAACUAGGAGACUCUGGAGUGAAAAACCUCAGUGAUCUACUGAUGAACCCACAAUUCAAGCUGGAGAAACUAGAUCUGAGCGGAUGCAGUAUUACAGAGGAACAGUAUGUCAUCCUGACUUCAGCUCUGAAAUCAAACCCGUCACACCUGAGAGAGCUGAACCUUAGCUAUAAUGAACUAGGAGACUCUGGAGUGAAAAACCUCAGUGAUCUACUGAUGAACCCACAAUUCAAGCUGGAGAAACUAGAUCUGAGUCACUGCAGUAUUACAGAGGAACAGUGUCUCAUCCUGACUUCAGCUCUGAAAUCAAACCCAUCACACCUGAGAGAACUGGACCUGAGUGUGAAUAAACUAGGAGACUCUGGAGUGAAAAACCUCAGUGAUCUACUGAUGAACCCACAAUUCAAGCUGGAGAAACUAGAUCUGUAUGAAUGCAGUAUUACAGAGAAACAGUGUCUCAUCCUGACUUCAGCUCUGAAAUCAAACCCCUCACACCUGAGAGAGCUGGACCUGGGCGGCAAUAUAAUAAGAAACACAGGAGUGAAGCACCUAUGUGAUGUACUGAAGGAUUCACACUGUAACCUGGAGAGAUUGAGGUUAAACUCUUGUUCUAUGACAGAAGAAGGUUGUUCUGCUCUGACUUCAGCUCUGAAAUCAAACCCAUCACACCUGAGAGAGCUGAACCUGAGUAUCAAUGAACUAGGAGAUUCUGGAGUGAAAAACCUCAGUGAUCUACUGAUGAACCCACAAUCCAAGCCGGAGAAACUACAUCUGUUUGGAUGCAAUAUUACAGAGAAACAGUGUCUCAUCCUGACUUCAGCUCUGAAAUCAAACCCAUCACACCUGAGAGAGCUGGACCUGAGCUGGAAUAAACUGGAAAACACAGGAGUGAAGCACUUAUGUGACGUACAGAAGGAUUCACACUGUAAACUGGAGAGAUUGAGGUUAAGCCUCUGUUAUAUGACAGAUGAAGGUUGUUCUGCUCUGACUUCAGCUCUGAAAUCAAACCCAUCACACCUGAGAGAGCUGAACCUGAGCAGGAAUAAACUAGGAGACUCUGGAGUGAAAAACCUCAGUGAUCUACUGAUGAACCCACAAUCCAAGCUGGAGAAACUAGAGUUAAGCUCCUGUGAUAUGACAGAUGAAGGUUGUUCUGCUCUGACUUCAGCUCUGAAAUUAAACCCAUCACACCUGAGAGAGCUGAACCUGAGCGGGAAUAAAAUGGGAGACUCUGGAGUGAAAAAUCUCAGUGAUCUACUGAUGAACCCACAAUCCAAGCUGGAGAAACUACAUCUGAGUGAAUGCAGUAUUACAGAGGAACAGUGUGUCAUCCUGACUUCAGCUCUGAAAUCAAACCCAUCACACCUGAGAGAGCUGAACCUGAACGGGAAUGAACCAGGAGACUCUGGAGUGAAAAACCUCAGUGAUCUACUGAUGAACCCACAAUUCAAGCUGGAGAAACUAGAUCUGAGUGGAUACAGUAUUACAGAGAAACAGUGUCUCAUCCUGACUUCAGCUCUGAAAUCAAACCCAUCACACCUGAGAGAGCUGAUCCUGAGCAAGAAUAGACUAGGAGACUCUGGAGUGAAAAACCUCCGUGAUCUACUGAUGAACCCACAAUUCAAGCUGGAGAAACUAGAUCUGAGUUACUGCAAUAUUACAGAGGAACAGUGUCUCAUCCUGACUUCAGCUCUGAAAUCAAACCCAUCACACCUGAGAGAGCUGAACCUGAACUGGAAUAUAAUAGCAAACACAGGAGUGAAGCACCUAUGUGACGUACUGAAGGAUUCAUACUGUAAACUGGAGAGAUUGAGGUUAAGUCACUGUUAUAUGACAGAUGAAGGUGGUUCUGAUGUGACUUCAGCUCUGAACUCAAACCCGUCACACCUGAGAGAGCUGAACCUGAGCUGGAAUAAACUAGGAGACUCUGGAGUGAAAAACCUCAGUGAUCUACUGAUGAACCCACAAUUCAAGCUGGAGAAACUAGAUCUGUGUGUUUGCAGUAUUACAGAGGAACAGUGUCUCAACCUGACUUCAGCUCUGAAAUCAAACCCAUCACACCUGAGAGAGCUGGACCUGAGCAGGAAUGAACUAGGAGACUCAGGAGUGAAAAACCUCAGUGAUCUACUGAUGAACCCACAAUUCAAGCUGGAAAAACUACAUCUGUUUAGUUGCAGAAUUACAGAGAAACAGUGUGUCAUCCUGACUUUAGCUCUGAAAUCAAACCCAUCACACCUGAGAGAGCUGAACCUGAACUGGAAUAAACUAGGAGACUCAGGAGUGAAGCACCUAUGUGACGUACUGAAGGAUUCACACUGUAAACUGGAGAAACUGAGUCUACUGAACUGUGGCAUUACAGAUGUUUCUUCUUUAACUCAGUCUUUGACGAACUCAAAAGCACUGCAGUUUUUAAAAGAGCUUGAUCUGAGAGAGAAUAUGAUAGGAGACUCAAAUCAGCUGCUCAGUGACGUGAUACGACACUCAAACUGUGACCUGAGAGUAUUUUAAUCACCAAACGUCCCUGAUGGAUCGUUUACAUCAGUUUAAAUCUGUGAAAUGAUAAUGAGAGGAUCAGUGACCAUCAGAUGAUCCACAGAAGAGUCUCUACUGCGUCUAUGAGGAGAAAUAAAUGUGUGAUUAAUGUGUAAAUGUGUUUCAUACAGGUGGAAGAGACUCAGAUUUACAGUUAAAUAAAGCAGCAUGUGUGUUAGCAUGAGUAUCAGAAACAUGUGAUAUUGAAUGAUUAAUGUUGCUUUAAUAUUCA
Molecule: messenger RNA, 6901 nt
Organism: Megalobrama amblycephala (Wuchang bream)
Lineage: Eukaryota; Metazoa; Chordata; Actinopteri; Cypriniformes; Xenocyprididae
Product: protein NLRC5-like
Exons: 28
Coding region: 721-6645 (1974 amino acids)
Molecular function (GO): protein binding
Source: RefSeq, a predicted model, not a curated record